Messenger RNA from Diplodia corticola, 426 nucleotides. RefSeq lists its product as uncharacterized. The transcript has a single exon. The record is from RefSeq and is a predicted model, not a curated record. The coding region runs from base 1 to 426 and encodes 141 amino acids. NCBI's taxonomy places the organism in Eukaryota, Fungi, Ascomycota, Dothideomycetes, Botryosphaeriales, Botryosphaeriaceae.
AUGGCCCCCACGCAGACGGUGCUGGUCUCCCUCCUCCUCGCACUGCUUCCCGCCACCGCCAUGGCGCAAACCAGCAGCUCCGACUUCGACGACGAGUACAACAGCACCAAGCAAACGGUCAGCACCGGCAUCAUCGUCACCAUCGUCAUCGUCGUCCUGUUCGUCGUCGGCGGCCUCGCGUCCAUUGUCGUCUUCUGCUGCGUCAUACGCAGAAACAGAAAGCGCCGCCAGCGCCAGAGCAAGGAGAUCAGCGCCGCGAACCAGAAGGCUGCCGAGCGCCGUGCCCUCGAGGGCGGCUACCACGCUGCGCCCCAACAGGAGGAAGGCGCGCUCCAACCUUACCACUAUGGCCCUGCCGAGAUGGACGCCUACCAACCCCCGGUGGAGAUGGACUCGAGGGAGAGGGCAAAGGCCGAGAUGCCAUAA